Molecule: messenger RNA, 753 nt
Organism: Eruca vesicaria subsp. sativa (arugula)
Lineage: Eukaryota; Viridiplantae; Streptophyta; Magnoliopsida; Brassicales; Brassicaceae
Source: the annotation of a GenBank genome assembly
AUGCGUAUGAGCUGUAACGGAUGUCGAGUUCUUCGAAAAGGCUGCAGCGAAAACUGUAGCAUAAGACCCUGUCUCCAAUGGAUCAAAUCCGCCGAAUCUCAAGCCAACGCCACCGUCUUCCUCGCAAAGUUCUACGGCCGUGCCGGCUUAAUGAACCUCCUCAGCACUGGUCCCGAUCACCUCCGUCCUGCGAUAUUUAGAUCGUUGUUGUAUGAAGCAUGCGGGAGGAUUGUGAAUCCUAUUUACGGAUCCGUCGGCUUAUUAUGGUCUGGAAACUGGCAUCUUUGUCAAGCAGCCGUGGAAGCGGUGAUGAGAGGCUCUCCGGUGACUCCAAUCGCAUGUGACAUGGCGGUCACUGGUCAAGCUCCUCCUUUCAACAACACCAACAAGCUCUUUGACAUAAGACACGUGUCGAAAGACGAGAGUAUCGUGAAGAGUCGGUGUAGGUUAAGCCGUGGUGGUGCAUGCAAAGAAGGGAGGAACGUGAGGUCGUCGCUUAGUCACGAGUCGUCGCUUAGUCAUGAGUCUGCGGUGGUGAAGGAUGAAGGGAGUAUGGUUUCUUCGGAGGAGACGAUGACGGAGGAACCGAGUUGGAUCGGGCUAGAGCUGACUUUGGGGUUGGAGCCGUCUGGUGCACGUGGUGGGAGUCACGUGGUUGUGCCGAUUAAGAAACGGAAGUUGGAGAAGUCUGGCACGUGCGAGGAUGAGGAGGAUACGUGUAAGAUUGAGCUUGGACUCGUGUGCAGCGAGUGA